AAGCCAGGGCCUUCCCGUGCCUCUGGCCCCAGCGCUGCCAUUUGGCACAGGGCCCGUGUCAGGGUGAACGGCCUGGCCUGGUACCAGGGGCUGCCAUGGAGCCGGUGCCCUGCAGCUACCACCCACGUGCGGGGCUCUUGGUCUUUGCCUGCUAUGACCGGCUGUGGCGAGAGAUCGAGGCGCUGCUGGCAGAGAACGAGGAGUUGAUGCAGGUGGUGGGGCAGCUCAGGCAGCAGCGGCACCUCCUGCACGGCCAGCCCAGCUCAGCACCCCCCCUCACCUCCGUGCCCUGCUCUGCUGGGGGAUGCUUCAACUUCCUUAGCCCAGCCAAUGCUUUGGAGCGGGAUCUGGCACCCCUGCAGCAGAGCCCCAUCUCCCAGACCCCGCCUUGGCAGCACCUCUGGAACCAGCAGACCCAGGAUGGCAUGCUGAGCAGCACCGACAUCAGCAGCGGGGCGCUUUCACUCACCACCAGGAGCAGAACCCUGAGCAGCUCCAAGCUGCGGCUGUCAGACCUGCAGGGGCCGGAGGCUGGGGUCCCCCCAGCCCUGGUCCCACCACCACCAGCCCCAGUGGAGCAGCAGCCGCUGGACCUGCAGCUGCCGGACACCUGGUGCAAGGAGCCCUCCUGGAAGGUGGCCCAUGAUGCCAACUGGCUUGCUCCCAGCCAGGAGCUGCCACAAAGCUCCAGAUUGCAAGCUCCCGCAGCCAGCCAGCAGCCAGCAUGGGGGCAGCUGGUGGGAGAGAUCGCCUUCCAGCUGGACCGCCGCAUCCUUGCCAGGGUCUUCCCCGACUGUGCCCGGCUCUACGGCUUCACUGUCACCAACAUCCCUGAGAAGAUCAUAGCGACCGCCCUCGGUGCCAUGCCAGGGAGCUUCGACGAGCAGUACUGUGCCGCCGCUGCCCAGCGCUACAUCAGCCUGCUGGGGCGUCUGCGGGCACUGGGCUACAGCCCCACAGUGCACCCAGCCUUUGCCGAGUCCCUUGUCAACACCUAUGGCAUCUUGCUGGAGCUGCCAGGGCCCGAUGCCCAUGCCUGCCACAGCCCAGACUUCCUGCGGCGCGUGGUAACUGAAACGGUGCCACCGGCGGAACAGGCAGAUGCGAUGGUGCUGCAUGAGUGCCUGCAGGAGCUGGCACGGGAGGACGGGCAGCCCCUCUUCCUCCGGUGAGCGGCUGGGCUGGCCCCCACACCGGCACCAAACCCACCCCGGCUGUGCCGCUGCCAGCCAGAGCCCCACACCGUGCAAUAAACCUG
This is a messenger RNA of Falco peregrinus (peregrine falcon), 1258 nucleotides long. It is a transcript of the gene SPATC1, whose product is annotated as spermatogenesis and centriole associated 1. The coding region runs from base 96 to 1172 and encodes 358 amino acids. The transcript has 5 exons. NCBI's taxonomy places the organism in Eukaryota, Metazoa, Chordata, Aves, Falconiformes, Falconidae. The record is from RefSeq and is a predicted model, not a curated record.